Rhinolophus ferrumequinum (greater horseshoe bat) is the source of this 4926-nucleotide messenger RNA. It is a transcript of the gene CCDC17, whose product is annotated as coiled-coil domain containing 17. The record is from RefSeq and is a predicted model, not a curated record. Lineage: Eukaryota; Metazoa; Chordata; Mammalia; Chiroptera; Rhinolophidae.
UUGACACUCGUGUCAAUUUAAGUUUUUAAAUGUGCAUCUUAGAAUCAAUGAAAUACAGUCAUGUGCCACAUAAUGACAUUCCAGUCAACAACAGACCACAUAAUACGACAGUGGUCCCAUAACAAUGGAGCUAAAAAAUUCUUAAUCACCUAGUGACACAGCCAUCAUAAGGUCACACAGCACAAUGCAUUAUUCACGUGUUUGUGGUGAUGCUUGUGUCAACAAACAUCUGCCGGUCAUAUAAAAGUAUAACACCUGCCAUUAUACGCUACAUAAUACUUGGUAAUAAAUGUUGCUAGUUUAUGAAUUUACUAUACUUUUUAUUAUUUUAGAAUGUAUUCUUUUUACUUAUAAAAAUUUUCUGUAAAACAGUAUGCCGUGUUAUGCUGGCAGCAGCCUCAUACAUCUUCUGCUUACGGAGUCUCUUGAUUUUAUCAUUUUCUGUUGUGCUUGAUUUAAUCUCGUGUGGUUUUAUACAGUAACGUACCGUAUAGGCUUGUAGCCUAGGAGCAGUAGGCUGUGCUGUACAGUCCAGCCGUGCAGUAGGCUGUACCAGCUAGGUGUGUAAGUGCUCUCUGUGAUGAGACACACAAUGACACACAAUGACAAAAUCACCUAAGGAGGCAUUUCUCAGAACAGAUCCCCGUCGUUAAGUGGCUCAUGACUGUAUUAUAAAAUGAACUGUUGUAAAAGUACUAACUGGAAAUUAGAAGGUUGAAAUAGAGGUAAUCCUGCCUAUUUGGCCGUGGGCUUUGCCACUUACUAGUUUUCUCAGAACAAAUUUCUAAAACUGUACCCGUUUUAUCACUUGGAAUUAAGCUGGACUGAGAUCACAUUUUGAAACACUUUGCAACCUGCUACUGCUGGUCAUACUUUGGUCUUACAUGGUGGGGGGCGGACAACUGUAAAUCCCUGAAAAGGGGUCUUGUUUAGAAACAUGGGGCUAGCUAGCUCAGAGCUCCUGCUUCUGAUGUAUACGUAUAUCUGGGGAGGUGGCAGGAGAUUGGGCCAGCAGGAAAGGGCCUGCUUGGCCCCUGACUGGUCUCAAAUGAAAAGCUACCUUUCUGUAUUUGAUUCCCUCACCUUAUAGACUCAUCAUUUUCUCUCGGAACUUGCAUAUCUUGUGCUGUGCUGAUAAUCCUCUUUCUACAGCCAGAAAAACAGGAAUCGGGAAUGGAAGUUAGGAAGAAACCAUUAGCUUUGGUGGGACUUGGUCAUGAAGAAGCUGUGAUUGCUUCCAGAGAAGUAAGUCCACUGCAAGGAAAAGCUUUCAGAAAAGGGGGAUGACAUGAGAAUGUAUUUGGUGGUUCAGCAGGUCUGUCUCUUGCUCCAACAGUGUUUGCCAGGGACACCCCUUCUUCCAGCCUCCAACCACCCUCCAGCCUCUCCUAGUCACAACCUUCAGAACUAUCUCAGGGAUCCUUGGCCUCUGGGACCAACCAACACUGUUUUUUGAGCUUAACUCUGGAAGCAACAAUGAGCUCCCAGAUUUGUCAAUUAUUCCAAGAUGCAGGCCACUGUCAACUACCUGGUCAACAUCUGUGGGCCUCCUCUACCUACUCUCUGGGCUUCUAUUUUGAUCCAACAAUAUGACUGGGGGGAAAGGGCUACUUCUCAAGUUUGCUGAGGAGAAGCCCAGGGGGCUUAAAGAUGCAAAAUAAGUGCUGUGGCCACACCGUCUUCAGGAUGUGCAUUCCAAGAUGAGUGGAAUAAAACUCAGGAUGCCAUGGAAGCAGCCACGGUCAUGGAGAAGAACCUGAACCAGGCCCUUUUAGAUCUGCAUGCCCUGAGUUCUACCCAUACAUACCCCAUCUCUGAAUUCCUGGAGAAUCACUUCCUAGAUGAGGGUGUGGAAUUUUUCAAGAAGACGAGCGACCACCUGCAGGCCGCCUGGCCCCCAGGCUGGGCUAAGCAAGUAUCUUUUCAAAAGGCUCACCCUCAAGCACGACUAGGAUCCUCCAGAGCCCAGAGGCCUUUGAGGGGCCUGUCUGCACACCCCGCUGUUGGGUUUCUGCCUGAGCCUCUCCCUGCAACUACUAAACAGCCUUUCAACCACGCUGGAGGCCUCUUUCAUGCCCUGGACCAAAUGGAAACACGCUUUUUGCAAAGAGAAGAAAAAGGAUGCUUUCCUUGCACAUAAAUGCAGACUGCUUCCUCUCCCAGGUGUUCCAGGAAUGGAGAAUGACAUCCAUUUGGGCAAAACAAGAGUGAACAAGAUGACACUUCCUUGCCAGAGGCUAAAAUGCCCAAUGAUAGAGUAUGUGAUACAGGCCUAGCUAGCCUAGGAGGCAGAAAAACAAGUGUAGUGUUAGAGACGUGCCGAUGCACAUACAAUGAGGUGGAGAAGACACAUUUUUAUCAAGCCAGGGUUUCCUCUCAAAGAUGACCAGCCCUUCCCCACCCGUUCUCCAGACCUGCCCAGGCCUGUAGUUGCUGCCCAGGGAGUUAAGGCUCCUCCCCCAAACAAACGAUAUUGUAGACCCAAUAAACCUGGACUUUCCUCUCUGCCUCUGGCUUUGCUUCAUCCUCCUCUCCUGCUCUCAGUCCUGUCGUCUCCAAGUUUUGGCUGCUGUCAGGCCAUCCAUCCCAUGGCCUCCCACUCUGGGGAGCCAGCACUCCUGCCCUGUGGAUCCUGUGACAUGGUUUUCCGGUCCUGGUCCCUGUUGGCCACCCACACGCAGCGCUUCUGCAUUGGCCGUGUGGCCCAGGAGGUGACACUUGGAGCACAGCCCUCAAAAGCCACUGCACCACAAAGCCCCAUGGUUGUGCCACAAGAACACCAGCUCCUCGCAGACCAGGAGGCCAGCAAAUCGGCUCUACGGAGGCUAACAGAGGAGGUGCAGCGGCUGCGGCUGUACCUGCUGGAAAUGCAAGCGCGGAUAACAGAGGUUCCCAAGGGGUCAGAGGGGCCCUGGAGGCGUUCAGAGGCGCCAACUCAGGUCCUCAACUCCGAGGCUGCUGGGAGCCCCGGCGAACGGCUGCGGACGCUGCACCGGACUCAUGCAAGGCGCAUGGCAGAGACCGAGGCACAGAGCCGUGCCCUGGAGCUACGCGGCGAGGAACUGAACCGGCACCUUCAAGGUUUGUCCGGGACCCGGGGCGGUUUAUCACGCCUAUUAGGCCUGGAGCGGGAGCUUCGAGAACUCCGGUCAGAGGCCGGGCGAACAAGGGGGAUUCUAGAGGUGUUACAAACGUGCUUUCAGCAGCUACAGCCAGAGGCAGGGACCCGGACGAACUCCCUGCGAGAGGCAGAACUCUGGGGUCCGGCGCUGCAGGCCAACCCGGGGACUCUGGCUGCCGAGAUCCGGGCCCUGCAUGAGGCCUACAUUCGAGGUGGGGGCCGGGACCGCGGCGUUCUAGGCCAGAUAUGGAAGUUACAAGUGGAGGCGUCAGCUCUGGAACUUCGGAAAUCGCUGACCCGCAGGGGAAGACCCACAGGUUCCACGUUUCGGGAGCUUCUAGUAGUGGAGGCCGAAAACCGGCGCCUGGAGGCAGAAAUCCUGGCUUUGCAGAUGCAGAGUGGUACAGGCCAGGCGCCCUGGGGGCCCGGACACCCGCGACUUGUGGCCAAUCCCAGCCCUCGCCUGGGAAGGAGGGAAGAUCCUCCACACUUCCCACCACCAGUGGCACCGCCGCUGCACCCGCUUCCUGGAAGAUUCAACUCUUCUCUACAAUCACAGCUUUCUGGAGCCAAGACUAGAAACCUGGGCCUGGGUCCUCACUUCCUCCUGCCCACAAUCAACGUUCUGGGUCCUGCACCCUACGACCCUGGGGCUGGCCUGGUCGUUUUCUAUGACUUCCUGCGGGGCCUUGAGGCUUCUUGGAUUUGGGUGCAACUAAUGACUGGCGUGGUCCGAGAUGGACAGGAUACAGGAGGGACCACAAUGUUGCCCCCAGCUCUUUGCUUGCCCCCACCUCCAGCUCCUGGGCCCAUGGGCAACUGUGCCAUCCUUGCCAGCAGGCAACCUGUACCCAGACUACCACCCUCACCAUCAGUAUCCUUGGUCUGUGAGCUGUAUGCCUGGCAGGGGCUCGCAGGGGCUAGGGCACCACAGCCAAAGGCCUGGGCCUCUGGUGCUUUUGACCGGGAUCAGAGGGUGCUAAGUGGCCACUGGCGUCUCCCACUUCGGGCCCUUCCUCUGGACCCCAGCCUUAGCCCUGGGCAGCUGAAUGGAAUUCCCCAGGUAUGUCAGGCUGAGCUCUUUUUACGGAUGGUGAAUGCGAGAGAUGCAGAUGUCCAGACAUGGGCAGAAAUCAAUCCAGCAAGUGCCCACGAGUACCAGUACCCACCUCCGGUGUCCAGGUCAUCUUCACUGGAAGCCAGCUCCCUUGACCCAAUAGCUGGCUUUGUUGAUCCCCCACCUCCUGCAGAAGAGCCCCUUGGCAGCAGUCAAGGGUAGAGAUAAGGGUUUGACGCGUACCACUGCUUUGACCCACCCCCACUGGCUGUCUCAGUCCAGGAGAAUGUGGGAAUAGCUUACUAUGUUAUGUACAAGACUAGGGCCUAGACUGAGGCCCUAGUCCCAGACCUGCAGCUUCAUUGUUCUGGAAGAGCCUAAAAGCAAAUAGAGGAGCACAAAAUAUGAGCUCCAACCGUAUCUUUACUACUUGUCCUUUCUUUACCUGUUUUCUUUUUGUAGAACAGUUGAUGUGAAGAUUGAGUAUGUCAGGUAUUUGCAGUUAUCAUAACCUGGCCUAUAGCAAGUUCUUGGAAAGGUUACUGAGGGGGUACUGUUUAUUCCAGCUAAAAGAACUUGAUAAACUCAUUCCCACCUGUGUUUUGCUAAAGCCAGUUUUACUGCCACACUUCUUUCAACUCCAAGCUUUUUCAGGACAUCCUCCAGGAUGCCCUUCCAGGCCCCUCAAAGUCCCCAUAAACAGAAAGCUCCUGUAGCCUUAUAUACCUAGAUUUAAGGGCAGGGCCCC